GGGAGGAGAAGGGGGAGAAGGGGAGUAAGGAGAGCUCUCUGGCCUCACUCACUCCACUUACUAAACACGUAGAAUAUGUUUGUGGGGGAGAUGACGGCGGGGAGUGCAGUGUGCAGAUAACAACUGAUUCCCUUCUCUCCUCCAGCUCUGGGGAAAAAGGUGAAGCUUCUGUGGCGCUGGAAGCAUAACUGGAGGUGGAAUGGGCCAAAGGUCAUGCCAGGGAGGAGUGAGGAGAGUCACCUGGUAUGGCAUGAAGACUUAGGAAGCCAAGCAGCGCGAGGGCCGCUGAUGGGGGGCCGUGGCGAGAGCUCUUCACCCUGGAGCGCACUGCGUCGGGUGGCCCCCCUGAUGAUCCUGGCGUCAUUCAUCGUCUGCCUCGUCCUCUACUAUGUCUCUCCCAUGGGGGCUGCAGCAGUGUAUGCUCCCUCAGCAGCCUCUGAGACCACUGGGCUUGAUUCCGUCACAACAGAAGCUUACCGCAAGCGGCUACGCAUCAGGGGCACUCAGAGGCGGCUGCCCCAGGCCCUCAUCAUUGGGGUGCGGAAGUGUGGUACUCGAGCUCUUCUGGAAAUGCUGAACCUCCAUCCCCAUAUUCAAAAAAAUGGAAUGGAGAUGCAUUUCUUUGAUGAGGACGAGCGUUAUGCAAACGGUCUGGAGUGGUACAGGAAAAAGAUGCCGUACUCCUUUGACAACCAGGUCACUAUAGAAAAGACUCCUUCCUACUUCAUCUCGCGCGAGGCCCCCGCCAGGAUAAGGGCCAUGAACUCCACCAUCAAGCUCUUGCUCAUCGUGAGGGACCCGGCGACGCGAGUGGUGUCCGACUACGCCCAGAUCAUGGAGACGAAGCUAAAGAAAGGGAGGCAAGUGGCACCAUUCCACAAGCGAGUCCUCACGCCGGAUGGGGAGAUCAAUGACGGGUUUAAAGCAAUACAAAUCAGCCAGUAUGCAGUCCAUGUCCUGCGCUGGCUGCGGGAGUUUCCCCGAGAACAAAUACACAUCAUAAACGGUGAUAACCUAAUAAGAGAUCCCUUCGCAGAGAUCAAUAAGGUACAGCAGUUUUUGAGGCUUCCCCCCUACAUCACACCAGACAACUUCUACUUCAACGAGACCAAAGGCUUCUACUGCAUGAGGAAUGAAACAUUUCAGAAGUGUUUGGCAGAGGCCAAGGGUCGGCCCCACCCUUAUGUGGAUCCUACAGUCAUGUCUCAGUUGCGUAAGUUUUUUGUUCCUUUCAAUGAACAGUUCUACGAGAUGGUCGGCCAAAACUUUGGCUGGCCCACCUCUUAACACCUCUACUUCCCGGCGUGCUGGAGGCUGCCCGGCCCAGCACUCAGCGAGGCCAAGCACCUGCUGCCCACCUUAUCCCUUUCUCUCUGUUAUCCAUAAUCAUAGUACAAUUUCACAGUGAUACUUUAUCUUAUUUAUGUCUGUUGCAUAAAGGAUCUUUUAAGCACAAGAAGUGAAGCGAGUGACAGAGAAGUGGAGUAAUUUAUUUUUAGAUGUCUAUCUUUACGCUAGGCAAGGUUACCUGUGGCAAAACAUGCUGUGGCUAUAUCACUGUGUCUUGCUGAAUGUGUCUGUGACAAGAGAAUAUAUUUUGAGAUGCUGAUUUUGCUCAUUAAUUUAAUGGUGAAAUAGUAGCACUACAUGUGUAAGCCAUCAAGCGUUAACAUGCAUAGAGCAUAACUUUGUAAUGUCUGAAUCGGAGGCCACAUCAAUGAAUUUUCUCAAGGCAAGGCAGCACACGCCAGCGCUGGACCACCUUGUCAACACCCGCCUUGGGCUGCACCAGCACCAGGAGCAUCGGGCAAAACUAUCUCAUUUUUAAACUGAUCAUAAUGGAUAUUACAGUUUAAAAAUCUUGCUUGUAAAUAUCAGGCAUUUUGUACUUUGAUGCACAUUGCUAUAAUUAAACAUGCCACCACAUUACAAAAACGACCAACAAUGAUAUCUUUUGACAGCAAAGAUGGACAACUUUUGCUUCACUGAGGUAAAAAUUCUCCAGAAGUUUCUCAUUCUCGAACUCUGAGAUACAAAGGUCUUCAAAACAUUCCAUUUAUAAAACCUGAGAAAAUUCUUUUGUGUGGCUCCAGGCAUGGUGUGGUGUCUAGUGCAAUAGGUCCUGAUUAGUCACUCACUGUCUUGUGCACCCCAAUGAUUGGCUCUGACAUGUCUCAAGAGAGAUUUUGAAAACCCAGUUAACUGGAGAUACACUCCAAGGGACAUUCUGGAUCACAGUUUCCAGUGAGACUGUCUCAUCAAAUCAACAUAAAAAGUAAUUGACUUUUGCAUAAUGUCUUGGUGGCAGCUUCAUUAGUUUGAGAGGAUUUGUGCAAACUUUUGUGAGGAAUUAUGAGCCAAAGUGUUUCCCUGGGGCGUGGUGGCCUGGUGUGGGGCCAGGAGUUGUGAGCAUCUCCAUGAUGGCUCAUCACACCAAGGAAACAUAAAACCCAACUAAAGGAUUUAGAGCAUUUAUGUGUGUGUGUGUGUGUGUGUGUGUGUGUGUGUGUGUGUAGCCAUCAGGCUCUUUUUGUAUGCAUGUGUGUGUGUGUAGCAUGGCCAGGUAGGAUGAAGCUGAGGGGUGUUCCAUAUCAUCUUAGGCCUAAUGUUGUGAUUGUGGUAAAGUUACUGAUAUGAUGGGUUGUUAUGUUAUGCAAGUUGCUGUUAUCAGUGUCAUAAACUAAUGACAAGGAACCGCCUGUGAGUGGUAUUUACUGAUAAACAGCUGAAAGCAGCCACUCGGAGGAGGAGCCGAACACACUGAUAACAGCCGCCAGCGUGUGUUUGCAGUCUCCACUAAAAGUACCAAUUAUCAAGAGAAUUUCAUUAGUUUCUCUAUGUUCAAGACUGUCAUGGUGGUGUGUGUUCUCAAAGAUCCAACCUAAAACUAGUUUCUUAAGACUUCUUCAUAACCACAACAGUGUAUCUGGGACGGUGUGAGUGGGCAACCUUACGUACAUGUAGUCAAGUGUGUGCAUGGGUGUGUGAAAGGAAAGCAAGAACUACAGUGUGUCUAAAAACAGUUUAGUUUAACUCCUAAGCUAUAAGCACAUAUAUAAGGGAUUCAAUUCUUCUCCUUCCUCUUGGAUUGCACAUUAUACAUAUAACUCUGCACCUCUUUGGGCCUCCUCUGUCAGUCUGUGGUGAGCUCUGUGUCCCGCCUCUGCUGCAGCACCCGUAGGGCAUGACAGCACCUGGCCGGGCCACAAGCGUCGUUGUUUCUUGUGACUGUUGUUGCCUUUUACACGGGGACGAAAGGUGAUCUUCAAAUCUGCCGUGCUGCUCAAGGCGAACUGGACAAAGUUUAUUUUAAAACAAUUCUUUAAGAAGCUAACUUUUUAGAAGCUUAAAACAUCUUGUAAUUCAAUUUUCAAGAUGCAUUUUAUGGAAAGUUAUAAUGAAAGCCAUGGCAGCGCAUAAUUAAUAACAGUGAAACCACUUAAGUGAAAGGCAUGUCAGUUAUAUAAAAUGUUGUUUCAGAAGUUUUACACUUGGUAAAAGUUCAUCACAAAAUUAUGUUCUGCACUUGUACAUAGUUGAUGUUUUGAGUGUUCAUGUCAGGCACCGCUUGUAGAGAACAUGACAGGAAAACCUGAUAAACCAGCUGUGUGUGGGCUGGGCCCUUCCUUCACCAUGGCCGCAGCACACGCCAGAGGUGACGAGUGCAUGCCCUCCAGUGAGCCGCGCUCCCAGCAGCGAGCCGUGAUGAGAAGGUCACCUCUCGUCCUUACAAAAGCAGCAUUUAGUAACGAGUCUGUCCAGUCUUGCACUUAGCCUGGGGGUUGGCAUUUGUCGCCCCCACGCCUCUAUUUGCACUGAUAUUGAUGUAAUUUUUAAAGACUAAUGGCUUUGUGAUCAUCUGCUGUCUUUCAUCAUAUAUUUUGUAAUAUUUCAUUAGGUAUAUGGACACCAAAAGUAUUUUUGUGAGAGCUAUGAAGUAAUGUACAUACUUUUUUUUUAGGGGGGGGGGAGAUAUGAAUGAGGCAAAGAAUAUUUGUGCACUGAAAAUAUUAACAACUUACUUUGGGGCUUUGCCUGUUGAAUAUCUCAAAUAAAUGAUAUUUUCCUUGAUUCUCUCAUCAACUGCCUUUGUCUGAGGUGACUGUCUGUCUGGUGUUACAUCUGACUGGCUGCUGCAUUGACAACACUCACAUUUGACCGUUUUACUAGGACGUGAAGAGUAAUUCUUUCAGUCAAUCAACAAAUAUAUGUUUGUGAAUUUCCAAGUAACUCAUUUCUCUUUGUAACUGGAAAUUUAAGUUUUCAAUACAGGCUGUGUAGGGGUGAGGCGCCGGUGGCCUGCCCCGCCUGUGUUGGGGUCCUCUCCUCUGUUCCUGGCUCGGGAGCUUCAUUCCCACCUCCAUUAUAAAUCUUUAAAACUGCUCUGGGCAAACAUACACAUGUAGGGUUUUGUGUUGCGGUUAUAAAUAUAAAUGCGUCAAAAUACUCAGUGAUGGGACUUCAAGACAAAACUCGCAUACUUUAUACUCGUAUUUUUAUAUUCAAUAUUUGGUGACAAUGCGACUUAUCCAAAUCAUCGUUCAGAAAGACAACAGGGUACAGCUGCAUAUUAUAGUUCGUUAAAUUUGGGAUUUUGAAAAAAUACAUCAUCUUGGGACCAGGUAGCUAUAGUUUUAUGGUGUUAUUUUUAAAAUAUAUGCAGUGUUUACCACUGAACUCAAAGCUUUUGUCUUACUUAUGAAUGUUCGUGCUUUGAAAAUACUCUCCGUGGAUUAGUGUUAAACGUCCUUUCAUCAGUUAUAUUUUUUAGCAGGUUAAUAAAUCAAUAAACUCAACAAGUCCAGUCUUGGAUAGUCAUGAGUCAGCCCGGGCAGACUGUAACGGGGCUAAUACAAGUGGGCGUGCAUCCCACACACUUACUAAAUGCACCUAAAUGCCUGUGCCAUGAGUACUAUAUUGAGCCACAUUCCUGUAAUGCAUCAACCAGCCAUGAGAGAUGUUCCCUGCACAGGUGAGACAGACAGUCACUCAGCCAAAGCGUGGGGUAUAAAUGGAUGUGCUUUUCUUCACAAAUUCAAAGCCGAUAAUGGCAACACUAAUGAAGGGGAUCCGUGCACUGAAACUACCUCGAAGUGAAGCAUGGGACGUGCAUUUGGUCUAGUCUCCGAGACCCUUUGGGCCAAAGUAAUCCUAAGUGGUGAAGACAGCUGUAUAUUGUUCACAAAGCUUUUGAUGAUAUUCCCUAUGGUGAAUAAGUAUCUUUCAUAUUGAAAGCCUGUUGAUGUACUAUUGAUGUUGCACAUGGUAAUGAGCAUAUACAAAUCAUUAUUUGCUUCAGUUGUAUGAAGGUGUGUCUACCAUGCAGUACCGUUAACUUCAGUUGUAUGAAGGUUACUUGCGUUGAAAUGUAUAUCAUCUCACUGAGUGACACAAAGCUGAAGUGAGGUCAAAGAAUAUUUUCAACUUAAGUUUUAGUUUCCUAAGAUGUUGAAUGAUAUUUUGGUGUUGAGGCAGAUUAUAUAUUUCACAGCUUCUAGAAAUAUUAUAGUUCACUCAGAACUCACUGUUCCACUAACUCCUUACAAUGUUAUGACACUUUUCUGCACACUGUGCCGGGAACUUCCCUGAAUGCACCUGAGCUGAGUGCAGGCAGGGUGUGUCUUGAGGCACAGUGUGCAGGGAAGCAGUGACUGGCUGGCUAACAGGUGGAGCAAGGCAGGGAGUGGAGUGGUGUGUGGCUGGGUGGUGUGGCGCUGUGUGCCGCCCCCACAGCCAUCCAUGUGUUGUUACCAGGCAUUCCCAAACACCUCACCAUUGGAGAGUAGGAAAACAUAAUGAUUUAUCUUCUCAACUCUAUAAGAUUUUAUAAGCAAUAACAUAUAUAUAUAUAUAUAUAUAUAUAUAUAUAUAUAUAUAUAUAUAUAUAUAUAUAUCUAUAUAUAUAUAUAUAUAUAUAUAUAUAUAUAUAUAUAAACAAAAACUCUAACAUUGUUAUCUUCUCUCCAUCACAAAUGAAAUUAUAUUUUUUUAGGAUACCAAAAAAACAUUAUUGGUACUCUCAGAGCAGAAUACUAAAUAUAUUUCAGUAUAUGAAUGCAUUUGGGCAUUUCUUCCAUAUGAAUGCUUUGAGCACAGCGUUGCAUUGCAGGAUUUUGUGACUCACAGUCUUCACAGGUCAGUGAGCCGGACAAGGCCGAGUGAGUCAUGCAACUUACAAAACUCUGACAGCCGAGUGAGAACUAUAUUUCAAAUGUGGAAAACUCAUUAACUCAUCAUAAUAUUCAACUUCUUGUUCUCAAAAUUUACACAGUACAAGCAAGACUUUGCAGUUGCUGGAAAAGAUUAACAUGCAAAGAAGACGUCAAUCCUGUGAUGAGGUUUACCUAUCCAUCAAGAUGACUGGCACACAACAGUAAAUACAAACUUAAUAGAGAUAAUUUGUUCUUCAAAAUUUGAUGUGAAAAGCCAAACAUUAUUCAUGCAGUGCUGCUUCACAUCCAAGCCACACGGCACAUUCAGGAAUAGUACUUGCUGCUUUCUUUCCUUCGUGUAGGAACAACAGUGAGUCACAUCAGAGUGAACAGUAAUGCUUGGAGCACACUUGCUAAACCAACGCUGUUAUGUAGUGCGUACUUGAAAUUAGUAUUCCUAAACUGUUGCUUUACCUCCCCUUGGGUUGCUUUCCCUGCAAGCUGUGACCUAGUAGGCAAGUCUUGUCAGUGUUUUGUUUUCUUCAAAGUAAGUUUACAGCAAGCAUCAUUACAUGAUAAUUUACAGAAAAGUAUACAGAAGUUAGUUGAAAGUUGAUACAAACAGAAAACUAGACAAUGUCUCUACUAUCAUCUACACAAAGUCCUCAAGCAUCUUGUUCAUGAAGUGUUUAGGCAGUUUUUCUCCAAAUGAAGACAAGUGUUUCUUGUUGCAACCCUCGUGUGAAGUAAGAGGUGCUCCACGAGAGACACUUGUUCUUGAAUCUAAGAGAUAACGGUGAACAAGAGAAAUCCGAGGCUUGGUGUAGAUCCCUGUGUCCAACAGUACAAGAAUCGUGUGAAUAUGCAAGCACAGUGCUUUGGGAGCGCUGGCCCUUCUAUGUUCACUCGUGUCUGCAUGGUAAUAAAAGAAACGUGUGUAUGCUGUAAGAUAUUCUUCACGAUUACACUUUACCCUCAUAUAUAGCUAUUAAUUUAGGGGAGAUUUUUUUAUGGCAAGGAUGUUAUAUUGCAGCACUUGUGUCCUGCAGUGAGUGGAGAAAUAUAACUAUACUGCAAGACCUUCAAUGUUAUUGUGUUGUAUACAGGUCACUCCCGGGUAUCUUUUUGUAUGUAUAAGUAUAAAGCCUGUAUGCAUUGCAUACGAUAUAUUUUAGAGAACAUAGUAUUGAUAUUUCUUAUUAGUUUUUAAUAUUAUGUAAUGUAUUUUUUGUACCAAACAAAGUUUUGCAGAUUACAUAUCACACUGGAUUAUUUUGGACAUUUCUUUUUUAAUACAAUUGUUGCUAUUAGAUCUGUAGUCUAAUUUUAGGAGAUAUUCCUUUGUAAUCAAACCAUUUUAGAAAGUCUGUACUCAUUUGAAUUAUUUUUAUAAGUAGGUAAUUAUUACUUAAUCACUAAUAAGACUCAAUCACUUAUUUUUGGAAACUUUAAUUGGUGCUAAUGUAACCAUAAUUUAUCCUGUCAUAAUGUGACUUAAGUUAAGAAUCAAUUGGUGACUUACACACUGGGAGGCCUACCAUACUCUUGCGUUAACAGUGACUAUCUGGUGCUCACUUCACCAGGCAGUGUGAGACAAGCAGGAGGCAGUGCUGUGUUCACUGUGCUGUGUUUCAGGCCUGGUGCAGUGACUCUUUUGCUCUGAGUUUCCCGUUUUCUUCAGCGUGGCGCGUUAGUCACAGGGAGGUGUAUCCUGGAGAAUAAGCCAACUACUAAGUAAUACUGUGGAAUGCCAAACUAUUCUUUUGUUCUAUGUUGACGUUUUAAUGUUGUGCGUAGUUGAUCUGGAGCUUUGUUGUGAUAAUGUUGGUGAGAGACAAAGUCUGGGCGUCAGACUCGUGAGUGUUGUGGUUGUACACUGCUAACAGAACAAACAGCUUCCUAGUUGCCAAACUUAGCAAAUACAGUGUGUACAUAUCGUGUUAACCUCUACCUCCUCCUGAGUUCCGGUCUGGUGUAGCCUCGGCGCGGUGGGCUCCCUCACCGUGCCGUUUAGUUGGUGUCAGCACAAAAUUGUAGGACAUAUCUGAUGAACAUAAUAUAUUUUUGAUCCAGUUGAAUGAGAGUUAUAUAUGCCAUGUACCACACUAAUUGUAAUAAUGCCUAAUAUGUAGUUUGUUCAGCAAUUAUUUUUCCAGGACAAUAUUUCCUCCUUAGUAAUGUAGAGCACACUUAUGAUACUGAGACUACCGGUGUCUGCCCUGCCAGCCGUGCCAUGCCAAUGAGACCCAAAGGAGCAGGAUUCUUAAAAACAAAUAUCUAAUUGAUGUGUCAGCAUGAAAAGGGCUUUUAAUAUCACUAACCAGUAGAUCUAAAACUUUAACAUUCUGAUAAAGUUUUUAACGUAAAGUUGGAGACAGAAAAUAUCAAUCCACCUUACUCUUAACUCACUGUGACUGUGGCUCCCUCCUGCAUGAUGGACCUCUCCUCUCCCACCAGCCCUUCCCUCACACACCUCCCCCUCCCUUUGUCUCCCUCACACUUCUCUCCCUCCCUUCCUCUCCCUUCAUACCUCUCUCUCUCUCCCUCCCUUCCUCUCACCUCUCUCUCCCUUCCUUCCUCUCCCACCUGUUUCCUUCCCUUCCUCUCUCACCUGUCUCUCUCUUCCUCUUCCACCAGUCCCUUCCUCACACUUCUCUCCCUUCUUUCCUCUCCCUCCCACCUCUCCCUUCAUUCCUCUCCCACCACUCCCUCUUAAACUUCUCUCCCUUCCUCUUCCUCCUCUUCCAUGAGCCUUGCCACACAGAAAGAGGUCAGUCAGUCACAAGUUUAGAGAAAGUCGGAUGGGUAAUUUUGUCCACAACUGUACUUGCUGACCAUCAUCCAAGGGCGAGUUGAUCACUAUUGGCUAUGUAAGGUGUGAGUGGCCCGCCUGUAGCAGCAGUAUCAUGGGUCCUCAUUUAGCGAACACAUUACCUUCAACACCAACUUUUUCUCUUCAGUCGACCCAAGAUAACGAUUGAGUUUGUGAUUACCUCUGUGAACUGUACGAAGAGUAUUACAAUAGAGUGGCACUUGUGAAGCAAAUCUGUCUAUAUUUGUUGGUAUAAUACAAAGCCAGUAAUUAUUUUUUGAAUGUGGGCAUAUUUCUAUACAAAGACAUAACUUAAUGGUUUUGUAAAGGUUAAGAAGUGUAGUCUACAUGCUGUGUGAGGUCAUGCAUAACGGUCUGUUGCCAACGGGCGUAUUCAUAACACCGCUAAUCAGGUUGUGAGUAUCAGCACACAUGCUCAGAUUUACUUAUUUAACUUCUUUUUUGUGUGUGAAGAUUGUUAUCGAUACAAGUGCAAAGGAUGUUACUUCUCCAUAGGUUUGUGUCACUCAUCCACUGGUCAUACUCAAGCGUUAAUGAAGCAUGUAAACUAUUCUUGUAAGUAUUUUGGUCGAGAUCCUGUGUUUAGUGGUUCAAGAAAAGAAAUAGAGAACAUUAGAGGUACUCAAUAUUCUUAUCAGAGUUUCUGUGUCUCAGUAUCACAUAUAUUUUUAUAUAAAGUAAUUUUUAAGUACCGAGAUUCAUCCAUGUGAGAGUUGUGUCCCCAAGCCACCCACAGCCUGGCUUGUGGCUGAUAAUCAUACUUAACAAGGUACUACACUGAGGAGCUUACAACACCUCUCACGUGAGGAAAACAUCGUCAGUUUCUUGCCAUUUGUUUGUAACUAGCAGAUCACUCCAGUUCCCAUGUUUACACUUGUUAAAGGCCUUAUUUGUAAAUGACCAAAUCCUUAUGUCACCACAUUACUAUUGAUGUAAUAAAAAUAUCAAAUAAC
Molecule: messenger RNA, 9938 nt
Organism: Eriocheir sinensis (Chinese mitten crab)
Lineage: Eukaryota; Metazoa; Arthropoda; Malacostraca; Decapoda; Varunidae
Product: heparan sulfate glucosamine 3-O-sulfotransferase 5-like
Exons: 6
Coding region: 214-1287 (357 amino acids)
Molecular function (GO): [heparan sulfate]-glucosamine 3-sulfotransferase activity
Source: RefSeq, a predicted model, not a curated record